Cordyceps fumosorosea ARSEF 2679 is the source of this 1494-nucleotide messenger RNA. Its product is annotated as Homogentisate 1,2-dioxygenase. Gene Ontology annotation, biological process: L-phenylalanine catabolic process. Gene Ontology annotation, cellular component: cytoplasm. Gene Ontology annotation, molecular function: homogentisate 1,2-dioxygenase activity. The transcript has 2 exons. The coding region runs from base 1 to 1494 and encodes 497 amino acids. The record is from RefSeq and is a predicted model, not a curated record. NCBI's taxonomy places the organism in Eukaryota, Fungi, Ascomycota, Sordariomycetes, Hypocreales, Cordycipitaceae.
AUGGUUUCCCUUCCAUCAAAGGCAUCAAAGCCGCCAAAGACCGAUCAGAGUCCGCUUCCCCCGGCAGCAACUGCCAAGGCGGAAUACACCAAGCCGCCUACAGUCGAUGAUCCAUACUCUUAUACGACCGGGUUUGGCAAUCGUUUCAUCAGCCAGGCACUCCCGGGUAUCAUCUCUUGGUCACAGAAUACACCCCAGAAUGUCAAGUAUGACCUCUACUCGGAGCAGCUCAAUGGAUCAGCUGUCAACGUCAAGCGGAACGAUGUUCGUCACGUUUGGAUGUACCGAAUUCGUCCCUCGGUAGCACAUGGUCCCAUUCGUCUUGAUCCUAGCAUCAAUGAACAUAUUGAGUCCUCUUUCCUCUCCCCAAACCCUAAUGUUGAAUCGUGUGCCGCUCAACAAGCCUGGGACCCCUUUCCCAUUCCCGGAGGCAACAACGUGAACGGCGAUAUUAAGCCGAUAAACUUCGUCCAAGGCAUCCGCACCAUCGGUGGUAAAGGAGAUGCCGGCUUGCAAGAAGGCCUCGCCGUUCAUACAUACUCGGCAAAUUCCGACAUGGCCAGGGAAGCCUUUUGCAAUAAUGACGGAGAGAUGCUUAUUCUCCCCCAGCAAGGUCGCCUGGAUAUAACAACUGAGCUUGGAAACCUCAUGGUCCGUCCAGGGGAGGUAUUCCUAAUGCCGAGUGGUAUGCGCUUCAGUAUCAGGCUGCCUGAUGGACCGUCACGAGGUUAUAUCCACGAGGCUUUUGCUGCUCACCAUGAACUCCCCGACCGUGGCGUCAUCGGACCCAAUGGCAUGUCCAUGGAACGAAACUUUUGCGCUCCACUUGCUCGCUACCACAUUGAUGAGAAUCCGUGGUCCAUCAUACACAAACUCGAUGGCGCUCUUCACAAGUGCGAGCAAAAUCACACUCCCUUUGACGUUGUUGCCUGGCACGGCAAUCACGUUCCCAUUAAAUACGACUUGAACGAGUUUAUAAGCCUGGUCAACUCGACGAAGGAUCAAGCUGAUCCAACCCUUUACACUGUCCUCUCUGUCAAGUCGAACAAGAAAGACACCCCUUUGAGCGAAUUCUUAAUCUUUACCGAAAAGUGGAUUACCGCUGAAGGCACUUUCCGCCCUCCUUACUACCACCGCAACAUGAGCACUGAGAUCAUGGGGCUCGUUUUCGGAGAAUACGGCGGCAGCAGCCAUGUCCUCGCCCCGGGUGGUCUCAGUUACGAGGCGGCUUACAUGCCGCAUGGCGAGACCUAUGAAACAUGGCAAGAUGCCAGCCGACGGAAGCUUGAGCCAGUAAGAAUUUGCAACGGAACCAUGGCUUUUAUGUUUCACGUCGGCGGCCCGGUCAAGUUGACGAAAUGGGCCAUGCAUGGCCAAGGCGCCAAAUCCCUCCAUCCUAGCGACCCUACCCAAUGGGACAGCGUGAGGCCUGGUUUCUUCGAUCACGCAGAACAAAUUGCCGCGGAUAUAACGGCUGUGAAUGGGAUUCACUAG